UUAUGCCAAAAAAAACAUAAAUAAAACUUUACAGAACUUGCAAGUCACCUCAUUUUUAUAUUCAUAUCCUUCUGCCACUCUGCAUGUAAAAAGAUGCCCCAAAUUUCCAUUAAUUUCCAUUUAAGCGCCUCUCUUGACUCCUCAAAACCCACUCCACCUCACAGUCUUUCGUCGUCAGUCACUGCAUUCCCUUAAAACCAAAGCUACGCUUCCUCUCUCUCUCUCUCUCUCUCUAAAAACUCUGCUAUUCUGUCUCGUAUAAUAAGACUAUUCAACUUUCUAUCUCUAUAUCCACUGCAUCACACGGCACUCCUCUCUGUUUAUCUCUCUAAAAUUAAUAGAUACCUAUCAUCGAAUUCCUAAUUCCUUCCUUUUUCAUUAAUUUCAUCAAUGGAGGCAUCGGAUUUCUUCUACGGCGGCUACUACGGCGCCGGUUCCGGUGACCAUUUCUCCCAGGAUAAGAGAAUUUCCGAGCAGAAACCCGGCGACCACUUCGCCAUUGAUGACCUCCUUGAUUUCUCCAACGAUGACGCCAUUAUGACUGAUGGAUUCUUCCAUCAUAGUAGCGAUAAUGUCAUCAGAAACAAUUCUUCUGAUUCUUUCCUGUUAGCCUCCAUAGAUAGCUGCAAUUCCUCUGUUUCAGGCGUCGAAAACAAUUUUAUCGGCGUCGGUUCUCAGUUCUCCGGCGAGCUCUGCGUUCCGUACGAUGACGUGGCGGAGCUUGAAUGGCUGUCGAAUUUUGUGGAGGACUCGUUCUCAGCCGAGCAUGACGUGGAUGCCAAAUACCACUAUUUACCCGGACCCAAGGCACCCACACCCGAAUCCUCCUCCUCUGACAGUCAUUCGGAGCAGACCCGGAGCCAGGCCAACGCAAUUUUUCAAACCGAUGCCCCUCUCCCAGGGAAGGCCCGUUCCAGGCGCUCGCGGGCUGCUCCUUGUGACUGGACCACGCGCCUCCUUCGUGUCUCUCCCACCACCAAACCCGUACCUGCCAAGAAACGAGAGAACCCGAACUCGAAUUCAGAGUCGGAUACGGGACCUGUUCGGAAAUGUCUGCAUUGCGCAUCCGAGAAAACUCCGCAGUGGCGGACUGGGCCAAUGGGGCCGAAAACUUUGUGCAAUGCGUGUGGGGUACGGUACAAGUCGGGUCGGUUGGUACCCGAAUAUCGACCCGCUUCGAGUCCGACGUUUUUGUCCGCGAAGCAUUCCAAUUCCCAUAGGAAGGUAUUGGAGCUUAGGAGGCAGAAAGACUUGCAGAGAUCACAGCAUCAGCAGUUCCUUGGUCAAAGUUCAAUGUUCGGCAUAUCCAACGGUGCUGAUGAUUUCUCGAUCCAUCACCAUAGUGGGCCCGACUUCAGGCACAUGAUCUAGGACAUUGAAUUACAAAACCUCAAAAAAGAAUUCUAGUUUAUUUUCAAUUUUGGUCCUUCAAGAUCUAAUUUCUUGUUCCUUUUCUUUUUUUUUUAAAAAAAAAAAAGUGGAGGGAGGAGGAAAUGUCUAGACUGUAGCGUAAUCAUUUUGCAAUCUGAAUUUUUGGAGCACUCAAUCUUCAUGAAAAAUCUUUUGUUAUCCUACCCAUAAUUACA
Molecule: messenger RNA, 1586 nt
Organism: Tripterygium wilfordii
Lineage: Eukaryota; Viridiplantae; Streptophyta; Magnoliopsida; Celastrales; Celastraceae
Product: GATA transcription factor 9-like
Exons: 2
Coding region: 391-1371 (326 amino acids)
Biological process (GO): positive regulation of DNA-templated transcription
Cellular component (GO): nucleus
Molecular function (GO): zinc ion binding; sequence-specific DNA binding
Source: RefSeq, a predicted model, not a curated record